Messenger RNA from Didymodactylos carnosus, 714 nucleotides. The record is from the annotation of a GenBank genome assembly. NCBI's taxonomy places the organism in Eukaryota, Metazoa, Rotifera, Eurotatoria, Philodinida, Philodinidae.
AUGACUCCUAAACAGCGUGCACGUGCCACUGAAACACAAUCGAAACGACAAGGAACUGUAACCAAAAUUAAUGAACAGAUUAGUUUAAUCCAGAAUGAAUAUAAUAUAGCAAAAAAAACGUACCAAAAAAAAGCGAAAUCAAUAUAUCUCGAAUGUCAAGUAGAAGAACAACAACGACUCGAUCUGAUUAAAGAGACGCUCAUCGAUUUUUGUCACGCAAUUCAAUUUCAAAUAGAUGAGCAAUCCGAUUUAGAUAACAUUUAUUCAGCUUUAGUUGAACAUAUUGAAACACGACAAAACACAUCUGAAGACAUUACGUACUGGGUUCAAUCAUAUGGCAUCGCAGAUCAAACGACAGACUCUAUCUGCGAAGAUCUUGAACAAACAUCUAUACUUUCCAAAUCGUCAAAAGUCAAAAAACAACUCGUUGAAGAAUCAACCGCAAAUACCGCAUCAUUAGCGGCAACUGUCAUGAAUACGUCAACAGUAUCGAAAAAUGCGGAAAAAAACCAAUACGAGUCGUCUGUAACAGGUCAAACGAUAGUGUCUAAAAAAGCACAAAAAAAGGAGCAAGAGGCAAUUUUGGAAGAUGAGGAAGAAGACGAAGGAGCAAAAACGAAAGUGAAGCGAACAAAAUCGAUUAACUCUAAAAAAAUCCAUUUAGAAGCAGACGAAAUAUCGACGACAACGGCCAAUGUUCUAGCAUCCGUUUGA